CAUACCUCCCAGGGUAGGAAUCUGUGUACUGUAUCUCUGACUAAGCUGGAUGCUGAUCAUUGCUGGGAGUUUGGGUGUGAUCGCAUCCUCAAAUAUAUUAUCUGUAUGUUCUACUAGUAUAGAUAAACAUUGCCUUGUGUCUUUUGAUUACAGUGUGUUGGGUGUUAACCACAGUUUUAGAUAUAAGGAAUUUGCCAGGUUGAUUCGGACUUAGCUUUAUCCAAAAUACUAGCUUCCAUGUUGUCCUUUUUGGACGUGCUUUUCUUUGGGGUUUGAAGCUUCUGUUUUGCAUUCUUGGUACAUCCAGCAGUGUGGUUGUAGCUUCCUUUGCAGGCCUACAUAUGGUGUGCAUUUGAAACUGUCACUGUAAUAACACUAACCUGGUAGGUCACCUCUGUCUUGUGAAGCUCUAGUCUGGUGUUGGUUCUUACCAUUUAAAGGAUGACUACUCUGAAAUUCAACAAAUGUAAUGAAAGUCUUAAACAAGAUCCUUGAAUGAACUGGAACAAGGCUUAGUACGAAUAGUUGCAGGAAAACUAGCUAUCAUACAUAGUUUUGCUGUUGAUGUAUCAGACUAUCUGCUAAGCAUCCGUUCUGCUAGCUGUUGGUAUAAUUGAGUAUGAAACAGAAAAUCUACUUUUAUUUCUGUAUUAGGUAGCAAGAAAUAUGCUUUGGUAUUGAUGUGUUUUCCCUACCAGUUUGAACCUAUUUUGCAUGAGUUUGAACAGUGUGUGUGAGUAUUUGAAAGGAAGGGAACAUAGCAAUGUGCUUUGGUUUUGACUGACCUGGACUGAAGAUAUACAUAUUGUGUAAUCCACCUGAAUAGCCUUUCUUUUUAUAACUUAUAGAUCCAUGGAAAUUAGGUAGAAGGUACCUAGAUUGAUUUGUCCCUGGGCCCAGGUAUGGGUGGUACAGUUCCUUUAACUGGUCUUCAGGUCUUAAGUGAGAGGUGACUUGCUGAGUUUGGUGGAAGCAAGGGAAGAGCAACAAGCAUUUGUUUGUAGCGUAGUAAUUUUAAUAUAAUCCGAUAUUCCUCUCUAGUGCUUGUUACUCAUAAGCAAGGAGUGCUGUGCUGCUGAUAAAAAUAGAUUGGGCUUGUUCUGAUCUUUUAAAAAUGCCCUUAAUACAGUAGCACAGGCUUUGCCUUAGAACAUCUGACUUUUAAUUCUGAUUGUGAAGUCAAGUGAGUUUUCAGUUGACCAAAGAAAUGGUGAUGGAGAAGCCAAGUCCCCUGCUGGUCGGGCGGGAAUUUGUGAGGCAGUACUAUACUCUGCUGCAACAACAACCUCAUUUUCACAGGUUUUAUGGUAAGAACUCUUCCUAUGUCCAUGGCGGCUUGGAUUCCAAUGGAAAACCAGCUGACGCAGUCUAUGGGCAAUCUGAUAUCCACAAGAAGGUGCUGUCAUUAAACUUCAAGGAUUGCCACACAAAGAUUCGUCAUGUGGAUGCCCAUGCGACGCUCAAUGAUGGUGUUGUAGUCCAGGUGAUGGGAGAGCUCUCCAACAACAUGCAGCCCGUGCGCAGAUUCAUGCAAACAUUUGUACUUGCACCUGAGGGUUCUGUUGCAAACAAGUUUUAUGUCCACAAUGACAUCUUCCGCUACCAAGAUGAGGUUUUUGGUGACUCUGACACUGAGCCUCCAGAGGAAUCAGAAGAGGAAGGGGAGGAACCUGAAGAAAGACAGCAGACACCUGAGGCUGUUCCUGAUGAUACUGGUGCUUAUUAUGAGCAAGCUGUCAGCAAUGACAUUGAGGAACACCUGGAAGAGACAACUGCAGAGGCAGAACCUGAGCCAGAGCCAGAACCUGAACAGGAACCUGAACCAGAAGUGCAGGAAGAAAAAUCUGAGCCGGUAUUAGAGGAGUCUGCUCCAGAAGAGACUGUGGAAAAGAGUCCUUCUCCAGCUCCUGCUGAUCCAGCUCCAGCUGUGCAAGAGGACUCCAGGACGUUUUCCUGGGCGUCAGUAACCAGUAAGAACCUCCCUCCCAGUGGAGCUGUUCCCGUAUCAGGAAUACCACCCCAUGUUGUGAAAGUACCAGUCUCACAGCCCCGCCCUGAGGCAAAGCCUGAAUCUCAGACUCCACCUCAGAGACCGCAAAGGGAUCAGCGAGUGAGGGAGCAACGAACAAACAUCCCACCACAGAGAGGUCCUAGACCAAUUCGUGAGGGUGAACAAGGUGAUGUGGAAACUAGACGGAUUGUGAGAUACCCAGACAGUCAUCAGCUGUUUGUUGGGAACCUUCCCCAUGAUGUGGAUAAAACUGAACUUAAAGACUUUUUCCAAAAACUUGGCUUUUCUCUUGCAGGCUAUGGCAAUGUUGUUGAACUCCGCAUCAACAGUGGUGGAAAGCUCCCCAAUUUUGGGUUUGUGGUGUUUGAUGAUCCUGAACCAGUUCAGAAGAUCCUUAGCAGCAGGCCCAUCAUGUUCAGGGGAGAGGUACGCCUGAAUGUGGAGGAGAAGAAAACACGAGCUGCCAGGGAGGGUGACCGCCGAGAUAACAGACCACGUGGACCUGGAGGCACUCGUGGGGGGCUGGGAGGUGGGAUUCGAGGGCCUCCACGUGGAGGAAUGUCCCAGAAACCAGGAUUUGGAGCUGGAAGGGGGAUCGGGCAACGCCAGUGAAUGCAUCACGGAUGUUGACAUGGUGGCGCAAACCCUCUUACCUGCAGAUUUGUGAAUUUCAGCCUUGGGUAUCUUGGAAUGUGGCCCUAGCCUGUUAUAGACUGCUACGUUUGAUACUAUUUUGGCCCCUUUUUGUUUGUGUUAUGGUUUUGUGAUAAUUUUUUUCUAGUCCUUGUCCCAGAUUCCAGCUUUGUGGAACAACGUUUUAGGAAAAGUGGAUUUUAAAAAGAAAAGAACUGAAUUUUCUUGUUCACCUCAAACUUACGGACUGGAUUUUUUUGGUACCAGUGGUCUUUCCUAAAGGAAUGUCUCUUUAUUUUUUCUUUUUCUUUUUUUUCUCCCCCCUUUCUACUGAAUUUGGUGCAUUUCAGUAAGUGGAAUAAUAUUUCGCGUGCAUGUGUUCAACCGCCUGUAGGAAAACAUAGUACUUGGCAAGUACUUCAAGGGCAGAAAAACA
Messenger RNA from Egretta garzetta (little egret), 3080 nucleotides. It is a transcript of the gene G3BP1, whose product is annotated as G3BP stress granule assembly factor 1. The transcript is spliced from 12 exons. Gene Ontology annotation, molecular function: mRNA binding. The record is from RefSeq and is a predicted model, not a curated record. Lineage: Eukaryota; Metazoa; Chordata; Aves; Pelecaniformes; Ardeidae. Gene Ontology annotation, cellular component: cytosol; ribonucleoprotein complex. The coding region runs from base 1208 to 2623 and encodes 471 amino acids.